Aspergillus melleus is the source of this 1358-nucleotide messenger RNA. RefSeq lists its product as uncharacterized. Gene Ontology annotation, molecular function: protein kinase activity; ATP binding. Gene Ontology annotation, biological process: spliceosomal complex assembly; protein phosphorylation; regulation of mRNA processing. The transcript has a single exon. The coding region runs from base 141 to 1358 and encodes 405 amino acids. NCBI's taxonomy places the organism in Eukaryota, Fungi, Ascomycota, Eurotiomycetes, Eurotiales, Aspergillaceae. The record is from RefSeq and is a predicted model, not a curated record.
CUCCGAAGUCUGGCGGCAAGUCUUAUGGUGUGCUCCAAACCUUCCUCGCGUUUCAACAUCACUAUUACAAUUCACAGAAAGCAUCCUUCGAGUCUUUCUACCGAAACUCGUAUUCACUUCCCUCAAACGCUCCAGGAACAAUGUCCAUGGAUUCAGAGUCAGAAGAGAUACUUCCAUCCGCCCUUGGGGCCCAAGAGCGUGAGAGAGCAACCGGUCUUGCGAGUUACAUUUCGUUCCAACCAGGAGAUACCCUGAAAGAUGGGCGCUAUCGGCCAUUUCGCAAGCUUGGUGAAGGAAAUUUUGCGUCCGUUUGGUUGGCGAGGGAUACUCUUCUGGACAGAUAUGUCGCCAUAAAGAUAGGUCUCGCUUGGCGACUACAGGCACAGGAUCGGGAGCUUUCGCUUCUUCGGCAACUAAAAGAUCGCCCUAUACCAUCUCACCCAGGAGAAAGGCAUGUCGAAGCUCUCCUAGAUGAUUUUCAUCACGAAGCGCAAAAUGUCACUCACCCGUGUCUCGUAUUCAAACCGUUCGGUCGCGACUUGGACGGACUGGUCGCAGGCUUCCGAAUGGACCGACAUCAGCCAUAUCCAUUUGCGAGGAAGGUUUGCAUCCAAGCAUUGCUGGCUGUCAACUACCUCCAUCAACAAAAUAUCAUGCAUGGCAAUAUUCAAGCCCACAACCUGCUACUGGAUCUGACCUACGACAUUGACAAGGAGUCCGAGGAUGAGAUUCGUGCGAAAAACACCAAAGGCAAUGAGCUCAAUGAGCCAGACGAGCCAUUUCCACUCGACGACAGAACCCUCAUUUCUGCCACCUCUCCGACCAACGCAAGAGCUGUUCUAGUAGAUCUAGGCUGCGCCUCCACUCCAGCCAAUGCUUGGAGCAACAGAUACGGUUAUCCAGUCCCGUAUCGCGCACCGGAAGUGGUGGUCCGAGGCGACGUGAAUUAUAGAGCCGAUAUAUGGGCCCUCGGCUGUCUGGUCUUCCAGAUCAUCACGGGGGCUCCAUUGUUCGUCAUCGAGGGCUGGGGAGACCCUGACCAAACGAACAUCGAACAUAUGUAUGCCUUCAUUGAGAUGUUGGGACCUUUACCAAAGUCUCUGCGCGAUUUCUGGUCAGCCGCCGAUGAACAUGUCAAUAUUGAGGGGGAGCUACUUAGACCCUUCCCAGAAGAUGAGAGGACAUUGCCUCUCACUGGAUCCAUAAGAGAGGAGAGCCCGGAAGGAAUGAGCCAGGAGGAGGUAUCGGCGUUUGCUGAAUUCAUGGCGAUGAUGAUUUGUUUCGAUCCAGAGGAGCGAGCGUUGACAGAAACCCUUCUACAGCAUAGAUGGGUCACCGAGUUUGCAGUCGACAGAUAA